AGACAAUUCAUCAUAUCAAGUUUCAUGAUUUUGAGGAUAGUAAGUCAGAAAGCACGUUAAACCAGGUGAGGUGUGGGCAUUCUGCAAUAGACUAAACAAACUUCCUUUUUCUUACGCUCGCAUAGAUAAGUUUCUCAAUUCCGGAGGAAUGUUAGAUGUGACACUAUUACAACCUCAUCCUGUGGCUGAUGAGGAGAUGCAAUGGGUUGAAGCAAAUUUACCUAUGGCAUGUGGGACUUUUAGAGCAGCUGAAUCCACAUGUAUUGAGAAAAACUUACUGUUACACAGAGUGAUAUGUGCUCAUGAGCAGCCAUCAAAACUCUUCUUCAGAGUAUAUCCUAGAAAAGGUGAAAUCUGGGCAAUUUACAAUCACUGGAAUAUUGACUGGACAAUUUCUGGUAUGAGUACCAAUGUCCAAUAUAAGCUGGUAGAGAUUGUGACAGAUUUCACUCAGGAAGCAGGUGUUACAGUGGCAGCCUUGGUUAGAGCAGAGGAGCAUGAUAAUGUAUUCAGAAGGCAGUUGCAUGAAGGCUUUUGGCUGUUUAUGACAUUUAAAAGAAAAGAACUGUUAAGGUUUUCGCAUCGAAUUCCUUCUCUUAAAAUUACUGGAGACCAAGCUGGGGGAUGCACUUCUGGAGGAUCCUUUAGGGUCAAGUUCAGUCAUAAUGGAAUCUGAGCUAAUGAGUUGCAAGUUGGAAAAAUGAGCUAUGUUCAAGAAUAUGAAAAGUAGGAUUUGAUCAACAAAGAAGAUUGCAUCAGGGCCAAAAAAGAGCAAAUUGGGAGAAUUUUGGAGUCUUAGAGAACGUUUUUGUUGUAAUUGGGUAAAUGUGGUAUUGAUCAACUAGGUAUGAUUGUGGUAAUUGUAUGGAUAACUGAAGACUGGAUAAGUUUAUGAAGCGAUGUUUUUCUUGUUUUAUUUUAUAGGUGUAUGUUUCUAGUUAUUUACUACAUUUUAUAUUGUGAAAGAAACUGCUUUGUUUGUAAAUUUUGAGCACAUAACGUGUAUUAAACUACUCUAUUGCAUUUUCUUUGGCCU
Asparagus officinalis (garden asparagus) is the source of this 1036-nucleotide messenger RNA. RefSeq lists its product as uncharacterized. Bases 149 to 676 code for a protein of 175 amino acids. The record is from RefSeq and is a predicted model, not a curated record. The transcript has 2 exons. Lineage: Eukaryota; Viridiplantae; Streptophyta; Magnoliopsida; Asparagales; Asparagaceae.